This is a messenger RNA of Callorhinchus milii (elephant shark), 3525 nucleotides long. RefSeq names its product FAST kinase domains 1 (gene fastkd1). Gene Ontology annotation, molecular function: RNA binding. Gene Ontology annotation, cellular component: ribonucleoprotein granule; mitochondrial matrix. Gene Ontology annotation, biological process: regulation of mitochondrial mRNA stability; mitochondrial RNA processing. The coding region runs from base 1 to 2502 and encodes 833 amino acids. Lineage: Eukaryota; Metazoa; Chordata; Chondrichthyes; Chimaeriformes; Callorhinchidae. The transcript has 14 exons. The record is from RefSeq and is a predicted model, not a curated record.
AUGCUUCGUUUGAGGCGCAUAUGUUUUCUCUCUAUGAGAUUCUUUCACUCACGGGUUAUGGGGAGUGAUCCCCUGCUGGACCAUUUAGACAACUGUACAAAUGAGGACCAAGUGUUUGAUACCAUUGGAAAGAACAAAGCCAAACUUUCUGUGAAGCAUGUGGGAUGUGCAGUACGUCUACUUUGGCAAUUUCAAAAGGAGAGACCACAAGUGCUGAGGACUAUAGAUUUCAUUAAAGGCCAUUCACAGUUUAUGGUUCUACGCGUAUUAGCUGAAAACAAGAUUGACUCGAUGGAUGACGAAACAUUGGUGGAUCUGUUGUAUAAUGUGCUGAGGCUGAAUGUUGAACCCCAUGAUUCCCUGGUGCAAGAGCUUCUGGUUGAGGCAUGGUGGAGAAUUGAAAGAUUUAGUAUGGCUACCUUGUCGAAGUUCGCUGUGUGUCUGACUGAGCAACACAUGUACUUCAGUCCUCUAAUGGGAAGAAUUGCUGAUAUUGUCAGUAGAAAACUGGAUUCUAUACAGGAUCCAAGGAUACUUUCAUCAUUAAUGGUGAGUGUUACCAGUGUCAUCUCCACGUGCCUUCGAGAUCGUCUGAUAGAAAAGGCAACAUCGCUAAUGGACACCACAGAUCCAGCACAAUUUAACCAUUCACGCAGAAUGAUACAAUUUCUGCGCAACAUCAAGUUUGGUUAUCGCAUUUUGCUAGAAAAGUGCAACAAGGUUUUUCUACAGAACAUGCAUCAGAUGGAUGUGGACAAUAUAAGCAUAAUCCUCGGAGUGUACCAAUCGUUGCAUUUUAACAAUUGUGAUUUCCGGUUAGCUGCUAAACAGAGACUCACUGAACUGUUGGACUUGUGUCCUGAUCCUGUCAGCUUUACCAGGCUGUUUGCAGCACUCGGUCCUUUGGCAGGGCCAGAGGUGAGAGAAAGACUAGAAGCUGAUGCCUUGCUGAUGGCUAAAGAAUUUAGCCCUACACAGGCACUUGCAGUGGUGGAGACAAUGGAAGAGAUGGAAUGCAGGAAUCCACAAUUAAUUCAAAAAGUUGCAUCAAAUUUAAUUGAACAUUUGCAUCUAUACAAACCAGUGGAUAUUUCAAGAAUUGCGCAAGCAUUGGUUUUUCUUCAUUGUCAGAAUCCAGAGCUGUACUUCAAACUAAGACGUAUAUUAGUCAGUUACCUUCAGAUCAGUGUCAUCCCAUAUGAAGUAUCCAUGUUAACUCGUGUUCUCUCCCUGCUGCCCUCCCCACGAAUGGAUAACUUAAUUCCUGCACGUAUUGAUGCAGUCUUGCCCCAGUGUAACUUAAGUGAUUUGAACUCAUUUGCCAUUGCCAUCACUAAAUGGAUGCGAAAUGAUUCUUCAUCCCGUCAAGAUAUGGCAGAAGGGUAUGUGAAGUUACUACAAAAGCUAAAUGAGUGUGGUUUGGAGAGACUGCAAAAGGCAGACAGUGUGAAUCUUCUGCUGGAGGAGCUAAAAUACAUCUCUGGAGAAUGGUUUGAAGAAGUACUUGCGGCUAAGACGAUGGCUACAUUUGAACGAUUGAUUGAUCAGUUGACUUGGUCUAACGUGCCUGAAUUUGCCUUAUUUCUAACCAAAACAAACUGCCUGCACACAACUCUGCUUGAUCGAAUAGCAUCUGUCACACUUGAACAUAUAAAUAAGAUCCAUUAUUCAGCUACAUAUGCCAUCCUGCUCCCUUUUACAAUUCUGAAUCAUGAUCCUCCGAAAAGUGAAGAUUUCUUUGAAUGCUGUAUAGAGCAUUUCAAGCCUCAUUUAAGUUCAUUCAACCCACAUCUUUUGGUGCUACUUGGCUACGCGUUGGCUCUUGCAGAUUACUUUCCAGACGAUCUAAUUCAGACCAUUUUCAGUGUGGAUUUCCUCAUUAAACUGGACGCACAGCUUGAGACACUGUCUGAUGCUCUGAACAUGCGAAUCCGGUUACGCCUAAUGGAGCUGAACAGAGCUGUAUGUUUGGAAUGUCCUGAAUUCCAGACCCCUUGGUUCCAUGGCCGUUAUUGCCAACAGUUUCUAAGUAAAGGAAACAGCUAUGCCAGUCCAAUUCAACAGCAGAUCCACAAGAUAUUAGGGGAUAUACUCGGAGGAAUUAACUACGCCAGGAGCUCUGUGAUCACCCCCUAUUACUAUUCCAUAGGUUGGGAAUGCGUCCUUGACAAACACAACAAGCCUCUUCCCUACGUGGAUCGGGACACUCUGCUCAUUCCUAAAGAUGGGAGAAUGCUUUGGGGAUCACACAACCAGUUGACUGGUGAAACUGAGUUACCACCAGGAGCACAGAGGGUUGCUAUAGAAUUUCUCGACUCCAAAGCUUUCUGCAAAAACUCUCAACACAUGAAGGGAAAAGAAGUGAUGAAAAAGCGGCAUUUGGAGAUUUUGGGGUAUCAUGUUGUGCAGAUUCCUCAUUUUGAAUGGAAUUCAAUGGAAUUGUCAACAAAAGAAGCCUGGAUGGAAUACCUCCGAAAGAAGAUAUUCGCAGAAGAAUCCUGAAAGUAUGAAUCAAAGUUUGACAGAUAACCAUAUGAUAAUGUGUAUAAUUAUUGCGGAAAAUAUUUUUGAUAAAGAGCAUUUAUAUUGGAACUGUAUCCAUCAUAUAUCUUUGCCAUUUUUAUUUUUUUAAGGUUAUUGCACCAAAAUGUUACCUUCUGAAUUAUCAGCAAGGUAGUGGAAAAUCUACAUGAAAUUUUCAUUUUGCACAUAUAGGGAAAAGUUGGGUUAUCAAUCAAUAUACAGUAUUUUGGAUUGAUUGAAAAUGUCUUUGAUCAAUUUUAAGAUCUAUAAACAGUACCUGAAACUGGAGAAUGGUGAGUGAAAUCCUAUUAUUCAAAAACUAGUGAGCGGAAUCAAGAAAAUGGUUAAUGGUUAUUCUAGUGGUGAACAAAUGCUCAUCUCAGGAAUAUGAGGCCACAAGAAGCAGUCAGAUUGGGUUUAGAAUGAGUAGAUGAUAUGCCUUUCAAAUCUACUGCAGCUUCUAAAUGUUUAGAGAAUUCCAAAUUAUUAGAUGUUCAGGUUGAAAAUGGGCUUGAUAAUAUGAAGUGAAAGGUAAUGAUAAAUGGAAGAGCUGAGCACAUACUAGUAAAAUUCUGCAGUCCAUGCAGAAUCUUCUACUGUUUAUUAAUUUGUGAAACGUGUGACGAGGUAAUAUUAUAAAUGGUGAUAAAUUAUAUCAUGUGCCAUGUGAAAGAUUUAUAUAAUUCAAAGAGAUAUGGACAAACCAAGCAGAUGAAAUUUAUUAUGGAUAAAUGUGAUGCACACAGUUGGCAGUAACACAUGAAAUGUUAGUUCACAAUGAAUAAGUUCUCAGUUAUCAAAGGUUGUAAAGGAAAUGCAUCUGACCAUUAAACUAAACCACCCUUGGGUUGUGUGUCGGAUUUAAAUCAAAGCUGAUUAUUUGAACCUCUCAAUGGUAAAACCACACUUGGAAUACUCUGCAAUGUUGGCACUCCACCUUCAAAAGAACAUUAAAACAAUGGAAUAAGGAUAGGACUUUAUAACGAUAACUGGUCCUGUCUU